Ananas comosus (pineapple) is the source of this 2156-nucleotide messenger RNA. RefSeq lists its product as uncharacterized. The transcript has 5 exons. The coding region runs from base 422 to 1810 and encodes 462 amino acids. Gene Ontology annotation, molecular function: protein binding. The record is from RefSeq and is a predicted model, not a curated record. NCBI's taxonomy places the organism in Eukaryota, Viridiplantae, Streptophyta, Magnoliopsida, Poales, Bromeliaceae.
GGCCACAGCUCACCUCCCCUGUCUCUCUCUCUCUCUCUCUCUCUCUCUCUCUCUCCUUGUACUUUAUUACAUCAAAAAAUAAUAAUAAUAAGAAAAAAAACAAUAAAGAAAUUGAGGACCUUAGAACACAGAUUUUAUUUUUAUUUUUUAAUUUUUAAAGCCACAAAUAACACGCACUUUUGGAAUUUGAAGCACCGGCUUUUUUAAAAUUUUCCUUCUACGGGCCGCCUCGCAUAGAAACACGCUGCACCAACCCUAACCACCGCACAUCUCAUCUCCCCUUUCUCGCCUGGUAGGCUCGUUGCCCUAAUUAACUUUAUUUUUUCCGCUUAUCCCAAAAAAAGGCAAAAAAAAAAAAACAUAAUUUAUUCGGUGGACACGUGGAGGCCAUCUAUCGGUGGGGUUUGGAGAAGGGACGGUGAUGAUGGAGGCGGCGUCGAGAUGGGGGACGUGGGAGGAGCUUCUCCUCGGCGGCGCCGUUCUCCGCCACGGCGCCGCCGCGUGGGACGCCGUCGCCGCAGAUCUCCGAUCCCGCACCCCCUUCCCCACCCUCUUCUCUCCUCAGAUGGAUGGCUUUAAUACGGUUGGAAAUUGCCUCGGUCCUUGUUGCAGGAAUGCGAAGUCAAGUUCGCAGAGGUGCAAGAGCGUUACUGCGGAUGCGAGUAAGUGGAGUAUAGAGGACAGUCCCUCUACUUCAGCUAGUUGUGCUUGGUAUGAAGAGCUUCGGAAGCAAAGAGUUGCUGAACUAAGAAGAGAGUUGGAGAAGUCAGAAAAUUCCAUCGGAUCUUUGCAAUCAAAGCUCGAAAGCCUCAGCACCGGGAGACAAAGCGAGGGUGAGUAUGAGUACGAUACAAGCCAUACUGAGUCGCCUUCGCCAAAUGGAAAUGCUGCUGAUGUUGAUUCCAGCAGCAAAGAACUUUCCAGAGAUAGGUCAUCGGCAGGUAGUUUCACCGAGGAAGUUGGCAAAAGUUAUACAAAUGAGAGUAAAGAGUUGGCAAAUGGGAAUUGUAUCUUUAGAAAGAAAAGGGGAAAGAGGCAGAGGAGGUUUUAUACAGUAGUCAAGGAAGGGAGUGUGGGGGAUAGUGAGGCGGUGAAUUCUACUGCAUGUUUAGAGAGAGAAGGAUCAUUCGAGGGUCAUAAGCAGGGAAUCAGCCUCUCUCCCAAGGAAUCUGCUUCUUCCAUGAAAGGCGAGAGCAAUAAGUUGGAUUUGGCAGGGAUUUUGAAAUCUUUGUCUCAGCAUAGGGACUUCUCAAUGUUCCAGCGCCGACUCGAUAGCCAGAAAAGAGCUAAGUAUAAGAAGAUGAUUCGCCAACAUAUUGAUUUUCAAAUGAUAAUCUUGAAGAUAAGCCGCGGUUUAAUUUCAUCCCCGAAGGAGUUGUUAAGGGACCUGCUUCUGCUUGUAAACAAUACCCUUGUUUUCUACCACAAGGGUUCAGUGGAACACAAGUCAGCCCUCACCCUCCGAGAAUUUGCAAUUAAAUCAUUACGGCAAUGUUCUGAAUAUCCUGCUGAGAGUUCCAAGAAUUGCAGCGCGUCAAGUUCUCCUGCUGUCAAAGCUCGGAAUGUUUGGCGAGGCGGUUAUAGCACUGAGAGGAAAGAGGUGGCUGAUGGCGAAGAAGUUGGAAUUGAAGCAGCAAAGAAUGGGAAGAAAAACUCUCCUGUCAAGGUUCCUGAAAGUUCAUUGACUAAUAGUAGAGGAUCUUUAACCAAGAAGAGAGGUGUUGGGCUGCCAGCAAAGGGUGGGCAGAGAGGUGGAAGGGGAUCACGGCAGGGGAGUCCUAAGAAGGGGAGAAAGAGAUCUAGAAGCUGAUGCUACUGCGGAUUAUGUAUUCUCUCUUAGGUUCCUCUCCCCAUGUAGUUUUCUGUAAUUGCAUAGUUUAUAAGGGCUUUGUAGUCUUAUUAGUCUUCUUUAUUUUUUAACCUUUGAUCCCUUUUGCUGCUGGUGCUGUUAGGUAGGAAGACUAACCUCAAAAGUGAAAGAAGGAAUACGCUCUUCCAUUGAUGUCUUUACAAAUAGAACUACCGAAGGUUUAUCUUAACAUACUAAUCUUAAAGGUCCAAGCAAAUGUUUCUUUUGUUUAAAGUUUAUGGCUGCUUCUGCUCACGUUGAUUGUAGGAAGUGCUGAAUUGUGGUUUUAUGAAGCAUGUUUUCAGUC